This is a messenger RNA of Pieris macdunnoughi, 1011 nucleotides long. NCBI's taxonomy places the organism in Eukaryota, Metazoa, Arthropoda, Insecta, Lepidoptera, Pieridae. The record is from the annotation of a GenBank genome assembly.
AUGUCCGACGGCAAUUGUCAAAGCAAUGCUGUAGAAACCCCGUGUGCGAAAAAAUUUAAAAUAGACGAUCAAAAUGGCAAUGGUGUAAAUGAAAAUCAAGUAGAACUUAAAAAUUUUGUUCCUACUAAAAUUUUAAACAACAACACGAGUAAGAAAAUAGUUAGUGUAUUAGGAAAUUUCGAAGAAAAAAGUGGUGUAGGCAUUGUGAUUUUAGAAAAAAAAGCUUUCAAAGAGCAAGAUUUAAGUAGCGAAGGCUAUUUUUCUUGUGAUACAAAGGUACACCCUUUCUUCCAGAACGACAUUUACGGAAACUUUGAAUGUUACCCGAUAUCAUCAGUGAAUGGUGUAAAAACAACAACUAUCUUCCCUGCUACAGAGAAGCAUAUAUCCAAGUACACUAAACAAGAAGUACAUUUAAUUUUAGAAACACCAACAUGCUAUAAUACUUUGACCCUUCCACAUUUACAAAAGGAGCAGUUUACUUUACAGUGGGUGUACAAUAUCUUAGAAGGAAAAAGUGAACAAGACAGAAUUGUGUAUAAUAAUACAUGUGAAACCAAUGGUUUUGUACUAGUUCCUGACUUAAAGUGGGACGGACUGACUAAAGAGACCUUGUACCUGUUGGCAAUUGUAAGACAAAGGGACAUAAAAUCAAUCAGAGAAUUGGAUGAGAGGCAUUUACCACUGUUGAAAAAUAUCAGAGACGAAGGAAAGAAAGCGAUAUUAGACAAGUACAACCUUCCAAGCAGCCAAUUACGGAUUUAUCUUCAUUACCAGCCAUCAUUCUACCAUUUACAUAUACAUUUUACAUAUAUUCAACACGAAGCACCUGGUAUUUAUGCAGAAAAAUCUCAUUUACUUGAUACAGUCAUCAAUAACAUUGAAAUUAUGAAUGAUUAUUAUAAGAAAGUCACUUUACCAUUCACAAUUCGUGAAAUGGAUACAUUAUUUAACAUUUAUGAAACAAAUGGUUAUGUCAAGAAGAUAAAGGCGGAUGUAAUUGACAAGUAA